Molecule: messenger RNA, 607 nt
Organism: Trifolium pratense (red clover)
Lineage: Eukaryota; Viridiplantae; Streptophyta; Magnoliopsida; Fabales; Fabaceae
Product: em-like protein GEA6
Exons: 2
Coding region: 6-287 (93 amino acids)
Biological process (GO): response to abscisic acid
Cellular component (GO): cytosol
Source: RefSeq, a predicted model, not a curated record
GAAAGAUGGCAUCUCAACAAGAACGAAAAGAACUUGAUGAGAAGGCAAAGCAAGGAGAGACUGUUGUUCCUGGUGGUACUGGAGGCAAGAGUCUUGAGGCUCAGGAACAUCUUGCUGAAGGGAGGAGCAAAGGAGGGCAGACAAGGAAGGAGCAACUUGGGACAGAAGGGUAUCAGCAGAUGGGUCGUAAAGGUGGACUGAGCACUAUGGAGAAGUCAGGAGGAGAGCGUGCUGAAGAGGAAGGUAUUGACAUUGAUGAGUCCAAGUUCAAGAACCAGAACAAGUGAUCCAUGAUCACUAACAUGUGUUUUAGUAUAUGCUAGCUAACUUCAAAGUGUGUCAAAAGUAGUUUGGUUUAGGAAUAUCGUCAUGAUGUUAGUUAUAUAACUAACUAGUGAUCAAAGUGUGUCUUGUUGUGUGUUUUAGUAUGUGUAAUAAAUAGCUAGCAUGUGGUAGGGUAGUUGAUGUUAAAGUGACUUAGGUGUGUUUAAUUCCAUGAGUGUCUUUUGUGGUAGUGAAGACAUGAAUCUUUGGAGGUAUUGCCUUCGUUUCCACGUAACAUGUAUGUAAUGUUAGUGUUUAGUCAUCUUAAACGUUGUGUUGAUGC